Molecule: messenger RNA, 1426 nt
Organism: Cannabis sativa
Lineage: Eukaryota; Viridiplantae; Streptophyta; Magnoliopsida; Rosales; Cannabaceae
Exons: 2
Coding region: 9-500 (163 amino acids)
Source: RefSeq, a predicted model, not a curated record
ACGUAAUUAUGGAGCAGCUCAGACACAUAUUGGCCAUGUUGAAUCGUCCGCCAACGACAGCUUCAGCACCGGAGGCCCCAGCAGAUCCAUCUACCCCACCGCCAGCUGCUUCACCCCCAGUAGAAGAGGAUGAGGUCUUCCCCGACGAUUACGAUCCUUAUGAGGGAGCUCCAGCGACUCCGAUCGAGGCACAACCUCUUAUCCAUGUACAUGACACCGAGUCGCAGGGUGAGAUUCUGUCCAUAGAGGCACAACCUGCAGUGGUUAAGAGUCGGAAGAGGAAGAGAAAGCCUCCUGUAUGGUUCGGUGACUAUACGGAGAUGAAGAGGAGACAUAGGCCAUCUUCGACUUUUGAUCCCCUGGAGCCACCGGAUGAGAAAUUGUUAACCACUUUCCGAAAGUGGUGUGUUGGACUCAUUCCGAACCACCGACUUCGGGAUUUGAGAAGUGGUGAUUACGGUCCAGGAUUCUUUUGGAUAAUGCUCACACCAAAGGAAUGACUUACAGAUGACGUAAGUAAAGUAUUUUAUAAUAUUACUUCACUUUACAACUUUAUGUGCAAUUAAUAUAUUUUUUUGUCUAACUAACAUUUCCCUUUAUAUGCAGCAUAUAGAUGCAGCAAUGCAUAUGCUGAGGAGGCGACGCACCGACUAUCCACUGACAUUUCCUUAGAAGGGUAUCAUUCUCUCCACAUUCGUGACCGCCGUGAUCAGCAGUGCAUGGACGAGCCACAAGGGUCCGAGGAAAAACUUUAAAUGGGAGGAUUAUAUCCUGGACUACUGCACAGGGGCUCAUAAGUCCCAAGUCUUUGAGAGAUGGAGGGGUAACGAGUUUAUUUACUUCGUUCUGAACCUUCCCACGGCAAGGCACUGGGUCACAGUUGAAGUCGACAUAGAGCUGUGGAAAAUUAAUGUCUACGACUGUGAUUCCAGCGUCUGUCAUUGGACCGCCUUGGAACCCAUCCUGAAGGUUUGGGCAGAACUGCUGCCCUCGCUAAUCCUUGCAACUGGGGAAUUUCCACAUAACAACCAGAUCAUGGCGUUAGCUAACUGUGACAUCACGGUGCUUCCAAAAAUGCACGCGACUCGAGCCACUCACGACUUAGUUCCGAAGUCAGCAACUGUGCACAUAGCGAUAAAAAAGUACUAUAGUAUUAAAAUAUGUUUUACGUUAGACUGACUUUACAUUUUAUUUUGCAUUUAGUGGUGAUUGUGGCGUGUAUUGCAUUGAGUAUGUGGAGCAUCUCAUGAUGCAGCGUGGAUUGACCGAUGUGACGCCAGACCGGAUAGCUAUGUUUCGUCAACGGUGGUGUGUCGAUUUAUUUUACCAAAAUGUCGGCUGAUUAUAUGUGUAAUUAUUGGGACAUUGUAUAUUUUGUGUAAUUAACAUUACAGUUAUGUAUAUAUAGAUUUUCUUUUCGUUCAAA